This is a messenger RNA of Lodderomyces parapsilosis, 3399 nucleotides long. Its product is annotated as FG-nucleoporin. Gene Ontology annotation, molecular function: structural constituent of nuclear pore. Lineage: Eukaryota; Fungi; Ascomycota; Pichiomycetes; Serinales; Debaryomycetaceae. The transcript has a single exon. Bases 1 to 3399 code for a protein of 1132 amino acids. Gene Ontology annotation, cellular component: nuclear pore cytoplasmic filaments; nuclear pore. Gene Ontology annotation, biological process: RNA export from nucleus; post-transcriptional tethering of RNA polymerase II gene DNA at nuclear periphery; protein import into nucleus. The record is from RefSeq and is a predicted model, not a curated record.
AUGUUUGGAGGAGGUACAUCUUCAGGAUUUGGAGGGUUUGGUACAAACACUGCCACAACAAACUCUCCUUUUGGCGGUGGCGCCAACACCGCUACAAACACAAACACAAACGCAUCACCAUUUGGAGCAAGCACUAAUACAAACACAGGAGGAGGAUUAUUUGGCAACACAUCAUCUAAUCCCCCAUCAAGCUUUGGAUCCAGUAAUGUUUUUGGAUCAGGUAACGCUGGUGCUACAGGAACACUGGCGUUUGGAAGUAAUGCUGCAACUACUGGAGGAGGAGGACUAUUUGGAUCGAAUCAAGCUAACAACACUACUGCAUCUGCAUCACCAUUUGGACAAACACAACAACAACAACCGUCAUCAGUUUUUGGAGGUGGUGGUGCCCAGGGUACCUCAGCAUUUGGGUCUACGAAUACGGGAACUACUGGUGGUGGACUCUUUGGAAGCAAACCAGCAACUACAUCGUCUUUUGGAUUUGGAUCACCAGCAGCAAAUAACACAACAACAUCCCCCUUUGGUGCGUCAACAGGUACAACAAAUGCAUUUGGAGCAACACUGAGUGAUCCUAAUGUCAACAACGGUACUGCCGUUAAACCAUUUUCACCUCACAGCGAAAAGGAUUCAGCAAAUAUCAAUAAUGUAUUUCAAAAUAUAUGCUGUAUGCCAGAGUACAAAAAUUUUUCAUUUGAAGAGUUGAGGUUGAAAGAUUAUGAACAAGGGAGAAGAUUCCCCCCAAAUCAAGGAGCUACAGGAGGUGCUUUUGGUAGUACUGCAAACACGGGUACUGGAUUUGGAUUCGGAGGUACUGCUCAACAACAACAACCAUCUACUGGAGGAGGACUCUUUGGUGGACAAUCUAAUGCAUCGCCAUUUGGAAACACUGGAAACACUACGUCCGGAUUUGGAUCUAGUUUUAACAAACCAGCAGCAUCGCCGUUUGGAUCUUCAGGGGCAUUCGGAUCAACACAACAACAAGCAUCUCCAUUCGGAGCAAGCAACACUAGUAAUGUAUUCGGAGCAAAUAAACCCGCGACUGGAGGAUUUGGAGCAAGCAACACCAACACUGGUGGUGGCUUAUUUGGUGGUUCUAGUGGAACGAAUUCUGCAUUUGGACAAAAACCAACUACAGGGUUUGGUAGUGGCAACACCUCUGCAUUUGGUGCUUCUGGCGGUGGUGGUGGCACUUUUGGCAACACUGGCGCUUCUCCUUUUGGACAAGCAAAUAAUCAACAGCAGCAACAAGGUAGUGGGUUAUUCGGUGGAUCCAAUACCGGUAGUGCAUUUGGAGGCACAACAGGUGGGUUUGGACAAUCAAACACUGGUAAUGCAUUUGGUUCCAACACUGGUGCCUCCUCUGGAGGCGGAUUAUUUGGAGGUCAGCAGUCAUUGGGAUUUGGUGCUAAGCCAAGUACUGGAUUCGGGUCCACUGGUGGUGGGCUUUUUGGUCAACAAGGAAAUCAGCAACAACAAGGUGGCGGAUUAUUCGGAGGUGGGGCUCAACAAAAUCAACAACAACAACAACAGGGUGGUGGAUUGUUUGGUGCCAAGCCAUCUGGGUCGACAUCAAUGUUUGGUCAAAGUGGCGGUACUGGAACCAACACCGGUGGUGGAUUAUUCGGAGGUCAAACCAAUAACAAUGCUGGUGCUUCUGGUGGUGGUGGAUUAUUCGGAGCUAAGCCAGCUGCAGGGGGAGGAUUGUUUGGUGGAAAUACUGGCACUACAGGCACUACAGGUGGGGGAUUGUUUGGUCAACAAAAUGCUCAACAACAGCCACAACAACAAGGUGGUAGUGGGCUAUUUGGAUCGAAACCUGCUGGUACAACCGGUGGUGGAUUGUUUGGAGGUGGUGCACAACAAAGCGGAACCACAGGAGGUGGAUUGUUUGGUCAACAGCAACAGCAGCAACCACAACAACAACAGAGUGGCGGAUUGUUUGGCGGGUCAAAUACUGGUGGUGGACUAUUUGGCUCUAAACCUACUGGAAAUGCACCUUCUGGUGGUGGACUUUUUGGCAAUAAUACUCAGCAAGGUGGUACUACAUCUGGUGGCUUGUUUGGAGGCGGCUCCAGUAAUGUUGGUGGUACAACUGGUGGUGGUGGUUUGUUUGGAUCGAAUCAAAGUGCUACGGGAGGAACUGGUGGGUUUGGAACUGGUGGUGGAUUGUUUGGCGGUGGUGGUGUUAAUGCCAAUGCUCAACAACAACAACAACCACAACAGCAGCAGCAGCAACAACAACAACAAUUGGGACAACCACUGUUUUUACAAAAGACCCAACAACAACAAACGCAACCAUUGGCUAAUAUCAACUCUCAAGACCCAUAUGGACAGAACCCGUUGUUUCAAUCGAUUUCAGGUGCCACUCCCCAACAGCAGACACAAGGCUUUGGAGGUGAUCAAAAGCCCAGGGCCACUGUACUUAGACGAUCAUUUGCAAUCCCACAUCAAAAUAAAAAGGUGGUGACAUUGGGUAAUACAGCGCAAAGAAUUACACCAUUGUUUAAAGUUAGUGUAUUACCAUCAUCAACUGGUAGUAAACCAGUGGAGAAGGUUCAAGAUGAAUUAUUCAAACAAAAAAGUGAUUCGAUUUUUACCCCAGUUACUGAUCUGGCUAUAAUCACACUGGAUAUAUUCAGAAGUAAUAAUAAUUUCAAGAAAUUGGUUGUUGAAAAGAGUAGUGGUGGCAAGUACAAUUUGGCUAUAAACGAUGGCGAAGGUGCGAACGGUGGUGAUGGCUCUAGCAGUCCAACUAAACAAGUUUCAUUUGUGUUGGAUGGUGAUAAGAAGAAAAAGGAACUAGAUGGAGAGAAAGAAUUCACCACUAAAGCAAGUAAAGACAAGAGUGAAGCUGCAGUUGAUUCAAAGAAUGGCAAAGUCGUUAUUAAUGGUGAUGACAAGAAUCAAACUGAAACUGAAACUGAAGCUAAAGGAGGUACUAUUGCCAAACGAGAUGAGUAUGAAAUUAAUGAGGAUGGAUAUUGGACGUCACCACCAAUAUCGCAAUUACAAACCAAACCACUUGCUGAGCUCAAAUCAAUUCCCAAUUUCAAGAUUGGUCGUAAAGGCUAUGGAUUUUUACAAUUUCUUGAACCAGUGGAUUUAUCAACAAUGUUAAACAUGGAUGACAUUUUCUCCUUGGUUGAAUUUGAUAACAAAUCAUGCAUAGUUUACCCUGAAGAUGAUCUAAAGCCACGCAAGGGUGAAGGAUUAAACUUGCCAGCAACGAUUACAUUACAUAAUUGUUGGCCAUUGAAUAAAACUGAUCGAUUACCGAUAUUGGAUCCUCAUUCGGAUGUUGUUAAAUUGCAUAUUGAGAAUUUGCAGAAGUUGCCAGGUAUGAAGUAUGUCAAGUAUGAUCCUAUUAGUGGUGAUUGGACAUUUACUGUUGAUGAAAUGUGA